AUGACCACGAAACAACAGGUGCUGCGUUCGGUGCCACAAAUAUAUGACCCAUUGGGCUUCAUUCUUCCGUACACCGUCACCGGAAAGAUGCUCCUACAGGAAGUCUGGAAGCACGGGCUGGAUUGGGAUGCUCCGCUACCAGAUGACCUCGCUCAUAAAUGGGGCGCUUGGCACAACGAGCUGCAGGAUCUCAACGACAUUGAAAUACCACGCUGUUACUCACCGGACAUUAGCACUGAGAUCCAGCCACAGCUACACUUUUUCUCUGAUGCUAGCCCCGGCAUGUACGGUACCGUUGUUUAUCUACGUCUCGGCGGCUGCGCGGACGGAUACAAAACGCAACUGAUCGCAGCAAAAUCAAGAAUAGCACCAGUGAAGGAGAUGACUCUAGCUCGUAUGGAACUACUUGGUGCACUGAUGUCAGCUCGUCUCGCCAGGUACUUGCGGGACAAUUUCAAGCUCACCACCUCCGAUUACUUUUGGACAGAUUCAAUGAUUGCUUUGCAAUGGAUACGAGGGGAUGCAAACCGCUGGCCGCAGUUUGUGCGCAACAGGGUCACAGAAAUUCAACAUAAGGUAGAGAAAGAUCGAGGGAGAUACGUGGGAACACGAGCAAAUCCCGCCGACCUGUUGACGCGAGGAACAAGUCCCAAGAAAUUGCUACAGUCGAAGCUGUGGUGGAAAGGACCAUCAUGGCUGGUGGAAUCUGAUGACAAGUGGCCAUCUCCUGAAGUCAAUGAGACGACACAGACUCACGUUCAUGAAGAGCAGAUUGCGCUCCAGACCAUCGCACCAUCGUGCUCGGAUCCGGCUCGGAUCCGGUGA
Molecule: messenger RNA, 825 nt
Organism: Ornithodoros turicata
Lineage: Eukaryota; Metazoa; Arthropoda; Arachnida; Ixodida; Argasidae
Exons: 1
Coding region: 1-825 (274 amino acids)
Source: RefSeq, a predicted model, not a curated record